GGUGAUAACUUUAAGGUGUGUUUUGCCCUCUUCCUCUUUUGUGUGUUAAAAUACAGUUUCUUUAGGCUCGCCUGAAUUCUCUCCGACCAUCAUCAUCACUCUUUCACUUUUUUUUUUUUUUAAAUCUCCAAUGGAGCUUGUCUGAAUUGAAUUCGAAUAGUAAAGGCCAGAGAUUUGUGUAAGUCUUGUCUAUUCGAGGGUUUUUGUUCUCAUUCUCAGUUCUGUCCAUUUUGUUGAAUUUGGUUUGUAAUUUUGAUUAAAAGGGUAAGUAAAAUAAGUAAUCGUCGUAAUUCGCCUCCAAUUAAAUCUAACCCUUUAGACUAAGCCAGAAGGUUUCGGUUUCAAUUUUCUUUAUCCUCCCAAAACCCUAAAAACUCUUGGUCUAUUUAGCCGACUACUCUACUCCUGUCCAGAAAUCGAGUUUCAAGUCACCGGUGAAAUUGUUGUAAUCCCGGCGGUUGCUUCUUCCACUUUCAUCUUUAAACAUGUCGUCGCUGCGUAAUUGUGUUCCACGGCCUGCUCAUAAGGAGCGAUCUCAACCCAGGCAAGCUAGAAAGAAGUUUGGUCUCCUGGAGAAGCAUAAGGAUUAUGUUAUCCGAGCUAAAGCUUAUCACAAAAAGCAGGAUACUUUAAAGAUACUUAGGCAGAAGGCGGCAUUCAAGAAUCCAGAUGAAUUCAACUUUAAGAUGAUCAAUAGUAAAACAGAUGGUGGAAAUCAUAGACCAAAGGAUGAGGUAAAUAAGUACUCUGCGGAAGAGCUCAUGAUAAUGAAGACCCAAGAUAUAGGAUAUGUGUUCCAAAAAUGGCAGAGUGAGAAAAACAAAAUUGACAAGCUUACUUCAUCACUGCAAUGUACUGAAGGUCAGUCAAGCCGUAGACAUGUUUACCAUGCAGAAGACAGAGAGGAGGCUAGAGAACUGGAGACAGAAAGUAGAAGCAAAAGUGAUAUCUCGGCGAGAGGGAUCCCGAGAGAGAUUAAAAAGAAAAUGGAUAGGUCCUAUAGAGACCUUGAGGGACGGAAGAGCAGGGCUAAAGGUUUGGAAAAGUUAUACGUGGAUAUGUCAAUGCAGAAGGAAUUACAGAAAAAGGGUCGCAAACGUAAGCUGCGUGAAGACGAGAUACUCAAUCCAAAUGGUAAACCGGUAUACAAAUGGCGGGCCGAUAGAAAGCGUUGAAGAAAAGCAGAGUUUUAAUUAUAUAAGUUUUUGAUCUCCCUUCCCUGCAAACGUUAGAUGCAAACUUUGAUGGGACAUUUUUUGUUUACUUUUAAACUUUUCUUGUUGCAUAUCUGGAAAAGUUUGCUAAUGCAAUUGACGAAAUUGAAACACACGGAGCCAAAAUAGUUAUGAUAUCGAAGACUUUGAAUG
Molecule: messenger RNA, 1367 nt
Organism: Camelina sativa (false flax)
Lineage: Eukaryota; Viridiplantae; Streptophyta; Magnoliopsida; Brassicales; Brassicaceae
Product: putative U3 small nucleolar RNA-associated protein 11
Biological process (GO): rRNA processing
Cellular component (GO): nucleolus; small-subunit processome
Source: RefSeq, a predicted model, not a curated record